UAACAGAAAAACCAUUACUUCGUUAGCGCAUUGAUUACAGUAGAAUUUUCUCAACUUUUACAAACAAGACAAAUAUGACCCAUUGUAAAAGAAACACUUUCACGGAUAAAUAGAUUACAGAAGGUAAGAACGAUGAUCGGAAAUGAUAUUUACAUAUUGAUUAGAUGCUCGUAUACAUCGGCGGUAAUAUACAGACCCAGUUUAUGCAAAACUAACAAAAACUAACUAAUAUCCGCUCCAACCCAUUGAAAACACGUCAUUAAAUAAGUACAUGACUUUUCUUGUUUCACUUUUUCAAUUAGUAGAUUUUCAUCUUUUGGCCAGUUGAAGACUUGUAAUCGUUUUAAGAUGAUAACCGUAUUGGGUCUGAUAUUACUGUUAAGCGGCGUUUUUGGCUUUUAUAAUGAUAAUACUGGAACAGAUUGGGAACUUAUUGAAACCAACGGGAUUAGCAAAAGUAAAAUGACCAAAUCUGUAAUAAGUAACGAGAUUGUGCAACAACAAUCCUUAGACAUACCGCUAAAAUCAGAAAUUGUAGAGGAUUUGGAAGAAUUGUAUCUUAAUUCUCUUCUAACACAAGUAAGUAAAUCAUUCAUAUACUUACGAAUCUAUGUGUAUGCUAUUUUUGAAUUAAAAUUAUCUCAAUAUGGCUGAAUUUAUUAAACGAAAUAGAUGGUUAUUUUUGAAAACAAUUAGCUACAGUAGUAGUUUUUGGGCAAAUCCCAAGUAGAUCAUCCAAUUAAAGACUCUCAGAUAUUUGCCAUUGAUUUUUGCCGAUCUGGUUUCAAUAAAUUCUUUUUGGCAGCAGGAUGACUAUCUACUAAAAUAAACAUCAUUUUAAAAGCAGGACAAGGUUUCGAUUUUAAUGUUAGUGGGUUGUUGUAUUCCUUUGCAUCAUUGAGCCUUUUUCAGAUUUCAGGAUGCUCUCCUUGAUUUUCAGGUUGCAUCCGGAAAUACGUCUCUCAUUAAUUCGGGCUUGCCUUUGAUGAAUGGUAUAAAAAAUGCCAACCUCAUUUUUCCCACCGAGAGUGGAUACUAUAAUGUUAACUCAGGAGGAGCGUAUGAAUCAGUAUCGAUCGAAGUAGGUCUUGCUUCCGAGCUUCAGACAUUCCCCAAUCAGCGUCCAAAAAUCUAUUUCGAAGUGACCAAUAAUCGAACACAGUCGAUAUUACUUUUGUUCAAAUGCGAGGACACAAAGGGCAUUCUAUUCACCACAUGGCCGCUCAAAGCUUGGUUAGGAGCAGGAGAAAAAACUGUUGUGACAGUUACUUUAUGGGCCAGAGGAAGUGUAGACAUGGAUUACCAAGACCAGGUUACUUUACAUGCGAUUUCAGUGAGUUCGAAAUGGGAAAAAUCGGUUAUAGUUUACGUUAACAGUCAAAAGCUUUCGGAAUAUACACAGCCAUCUAUCACGUACGAUUUGGUUAAUGAUUGCUAUAAAGUCCUUGUAGGUUCUUGCCAAGAUGCCACGUGGUCAGCGGAAAUCGUAGUGCAGGACCCUGAUUCUGGUUUACUUCGUGUUACUUCUGAUCCCCAAGGAGUUUAUUUUCCAUUCAAAUACGCAACGGGCACACAGAAUUUAGUAAAAGGAUAUUAUUCAGCAUCAUGUUGUCAAAGCAGGGUAAAAAUAAUGGCAACAGAUUUAAAAAUGAAUAUAUCAACCAGAGAAAUCAGCGCUUACGAAUUGAAGAUCUGGGUGAUAGCAGUUAUAGUAAUAUCAUCAAUUGUUUUUCUUGCAUUAAUAAUUGGUUUAGUAGUAUGGAUAGUAAUUAAAAAACAAAAGGUGUCCGUGGAUUUACCAGUGUACCGAGGGUCUCGUACAAAUACUUCUCCAUAAGUGUAUUGAUUAAGUAGAUAUAAGAAAAACCACUGCAUAAUUAUUACAGAUUUUCAUAUUUAUUUAUCUUACUGUAAGGCAGGGACGUAAUUACAGGUGUCGGCCGAAGUUACAGACCGUUUUAGUGGCAUCGGAUCCACCAAGUACCUCCACUGUACCUCUCUACCACAAGAGAAUAGUUGAGGUACUGUAUCGAACUCUCUCGACCAUAUUUUUGGAGUACAGAGGUACAGUAGAGAGGCUCUAUGGAGCCGAUCUCACUAAAAUCUGCAGCGAAAGCACACAGUGUAAACCAGCAAUUACUAUCCCUGUCCAAAUAGGUGCGUAAUUGUGCAUUUGUACCAUAGCGUUAUAGUGAGAUCGGUUCCACCAAAAGCCUCAACUGUACCUCUCUGCCGCAAGAGGCUACUUGAGAUUCUGUAUCGACCUCUUUUUCUUAACUAUACUUUUGCGGGCAUAGGUACAAUGAAGACGCCUGCCAGAAUAUAUCUAACUAAAAC
Molecule: messenger RNA, 2337 nt
Organism: Agrilus planipennis (emerald ash borer)
Lineage: Eukaryota; Metazoa; Arthropoda; Insecta; Coleoptera; Buprestidae
Exons: 5
Coding region: 986-1837 (283 amino acids)
Source: RefSeq, a predicted model, not a curated record